This is a messenger RNA of Eublepharis macularius, 1723 nucleotides long. RefSeq names its product cytochrome P450 2J4-like. Gene Ontology annotation, biological process: arachidonate metabolic process; xenobiotic metabolic process. The transcript has 9 exons. NCBI's taxonomy places the organism in Eukaryota, Metazoa, Chordata, Lepidosauria, Squamata, Eublepharidae. Bases 1 to 1446 code for a protein of 481 amino acids. The record is from RefSeq and is a predicted model, not a curated record. Gene Ontology annotation, cellular component: intracellular membrane-bounded organelle; cytoplasm. Gene Ontology annotation, molecular function: oxidoreductase activity, acting on paired donors, with incorporation or reduction of molecular oxygen, reduced flavin or flavoprotein as one donor, and incorporation of one atom of oxygen; iron ion binding; heme binding.
AUGUUGAUUUCUAUAACAACGUUCCUUCUGAUUAUACGCUUUUGGAAAUGGCUCCGGUUACGGAAGUCCUACCCCCCUGGACCUCUUCGUCUACCUAUCGUUGGAGGCAUGUGGCGGUUCGGAAUCAUGAUUUCUAAAGAUACUUUCAUUAAGCUGGCAAAGCAAUAUGGAAAGAUUUACACUAUAUGGAUAGGGCCUGUGCCUGCAGUGGUGUUGUCUGGAUUCGAAGCAGUGAAAGAAGGCCUGGUAAACUAUUCAGAAUUCUUCACCGAUCGACCAAUGACCCCUCUCCUGAAAGCUAUAACGAGAGAAAAAGGCAUCGUCUUUUCCAACGGUCACACCUGGAAGCAACAGAAGAAGUUUGGGGUGGUUACCAUGCGGAAGCUGGGCCUGGGCAAGAAAGAACAACAAAUUGCAGAGGAAGCCCAGCAACUGGUGGAGUUUUUUGCAAAUUCGAAGGGCCACCCGUUUGACCCUUCGUUGCUCAUCAAAAAUUCCGUCUCCAAUGUGAUCUGUGCUGUGGCUUUCGGGCACCGGUUUUCCAUGGAUGAUGAAGAAUUCCUCAAUCUGAUAAAAUCUGUGGACUACAGUUUAAGAUUUGCAGCCAGCUUUUUCCACGGUCUGUAUGAAAUUCUCCCCUGGGUCAUGAAACAUCUCCCAGGGCCUCACCAGACCAUACUGGCCUGCACAGAGACUAUACUUACCUUUGCAAGGAAGGAGAUAGAAAUCCACAAGGAACAGCAGACAAUGUAUGAGCCACAAGAUUACAUUGAUUUCUAUUUGAAUCAGAUGGAGAAGAGCAAAGAUGACCCUGACACAACCUACAAUGAAGACAACCUGGCUCAGUGUAUUUUUGACCUGUUCAUCGCAGGAUCAGAGACGACUGCCACUUCUCUGCAAUGGGCACUGCUCCUCAUGGCGAAUUAUCCAGAUGUCCAAGAGAAAGUCUACAAGGAGAUGGAAGUUUUUGGCUCAGCUCAAUCUAUCUGCUAUCAAGAUCGGAAGAAGCUGCCGUACACCAAUGCUGUCAUUCACGAGACACAGCGUGCUGAAUAUAUGCUGCUAUUUGGAGUCCCCAGACAAUGUGUGAAGGAUGUGAAUAUUCUUGGUUUUUUCAUUCCAAAGGGGGCCAUUGUUGUUCCGGACCUUCGUUCUGUUCUUCUGGAUCCUGAACGCUGGGAGACACCUGAGGCAUUCAACCCAAAUCAUUUUUUGGACAAGGAUGGCAAUUUUGUGGCUAGAGAGGAAUUUCUGCCAUUUGGUGCAGGAGCCCGAGCCUGUGUUGGGGAGCAGUUGGCACGGAUUGAGCUCUUCGUCUUCUUCACCAACCUGCUGAGAGCAUUCUCAUUCCAGCUUCCAGAAGGAGUGACAGAAAUCAACAGGAAGCCUAUAAUAGGACUGACCACACUUCCCCGUCCGUUUAAGAUCUGUGCUGUUCCCCGCUAGAGCACAUCAUAGGCUACUAAAACAAUUGAUUUAUUUAUACAGUCGUUUUCUCCCUCGUGCUUUUACAUUUGAGCUGUGCCGUGAUUAAUUUGUCGUCUCCUGGAGCUUCUCCUGCCCAGAGAACUUUGUUGAUGCCUUGUCUCGAGAGGAAAUGCAGCUCGUUCGAUGGUGGUGUUGGCUGCUAAAUCCAUCACCAUCUCCUGACAUGUAUCCUUCUUCCUAGUUUCUGUUGCUGCACAAGAAGGAAAUCUGGUGGUGCAUCGACUUUUCUUUCCAA